Bactrocera latifrons is the source of this 2662-nucleotide messenger RNA. RefSeq names its product alpha-L-iduronidase. The transcript is spliced from 5 exons. Lineage: Eukaryota; Metazoa; Arthropoda; Insecta; Diptera; Tephritidae. Gene Ontology annotation, molecular function: L-iduronidase activity. Bases 728 to 2608 code for a protein of 626 amino acids. The record is from RefSeq and is a predicted model, not a curated record.
AAAUACGCAGCACUAGCAUCAUGGGCUAUCGGCCGAUGUUCCCAUUUAUAAUUAAUAUCUACUAUUGCAAACUCAUGAACGACAAGUUAUACAUACUUACAUAGUAUGUAAACCUUCUUUCGUAAAUAGACUCAAAUCCGAACCUCAUCUAAGAUGUGUGUCUGUGCUUAAAUCUCAAAGAUUUGAUAUAUUUGUUUACUCAUUAAUACCAAUUACAAAGAAAAUUUAAAUGUCUCGCAUACGUACUCUUAUUGCUGACUGGAUGUGCAUACAUUCUUUUAUGUACAUAUGUAUCUACAUUCAUAUGAAUGUACAUAAGUAUAUCAUAUGUAUGUCAAAUGCACUCAUAUUAUUCUUUUGAUGGAAAUACAGUAUAAUAAAAAUUAAUCAAGGAAUUUGUAGAUACCAAAUACACUGGGAUAUUUAACAAAUUUAAUGUUGUUAUUAAUCAGGUUAAGUGGUGUUUUAAUGACUUCGUGCGCGUAUUAAAAUUUCCGUUCAAUUCUAGAUGUCAUAGUUAGAGUGACUUGUUUACUUAGUUUCGCUAAGAAGUGUAUUCGUUUGGCAAUCGCGAAUAAUAGAACCAAUUUUGAUACUUGAAAAUAAUUAUAUUUGUUAACUUAGGUAAAGAAAGACGAAAUAUUGCCCUAUUUUAUGUAUGUAUAGACAUACAUUUAUAUAAUAUAUAUUGCAGAACCGAUAGAAAGCAAGAAAUUCGAUAGAAAAUAUGGUUGCUUCUUUGGUAAUGUAUUUAGCAGCACUCAUUCCGCUGCAAAAUAACAGCCACAUUAUUAAUGAGCCAUAUUACCAAUUACCCCGUUUUUGGACAAACACAGGCUUUUGUCCAUCUGGAGAAAUCAAACGGGAGAGUUUGAAAUCUAGUCUAUUCUCUGAAUCGGUGCAAAUGAAUUUGAUGCACCUCGCAGCGCUACCAACUGGCGCAAUAACACAUAUACGCAUCCAUUGGCUUUUGGAACUUGUUAAAUUUGUACAAUAUACUCAGGCUGGAGUGCCUGUUUAUGACUUCUCCGAUCUAGAUGAAUUCAUAUUAAACUUAAAUGAUUUAGGACUUUAUCCAGUUAUUGAAUUUAUGACUGAUCUGGAUGGUAUUUUAGUAAGCAAUUCCGAUAUUAUGAAUGAUAUUUGGGAAGAUUUCAGCUAUCAAGUCACUAAGCGAUAUCUAAAUUUACUGGGUGCUAAGAAUCUUGUUAAGUGGCGGUUUGAGACCUGGAAUGAACCGGACAUACACAAUUAUAAUAUAUUAAAUUUUACAGUAGAAGGUUUUAUCGAAUACGCUAUGGCUUUACGGAAAGGUAUUAAAUCAGCUGGUCGUAUGUCUAUUAAGCCAUUAGAUUUAACUCUGCGGGGACCAGCAGGUUUAUUUAAAUCCAAAAAAAAUCAUCCGUUGUGCUGGUCGUUAAUUAAAAACUGCAACGACCAAAUAAAUGAUUGUCCAAUAAAUGUUCUUACAUAUCAUCGAAAAGGUCAAGGCCUUGCAACAGAGGUCUUAGAAGCAUCUAGCAAAUUAUUAAAGAAUAUUUAUGCAAACUAUGAUAAUAUUAAUAUGUUACCAGUAUCAAAUGAUGAAGCGGAUCCCAUUACUGGUUGGUCCACCCCCCAGGAUUUUUAUGAGGAUGUUCGUUAUGCGGCUAAACUCGUGUACAUUGUGUUUUUGCACUGGCAUGCUAAAUUAAAUUAUAGAGAAUUCAAAUAUCUUGAAACAAUCAGCCACGACAAUGCUUUUAUCAGUUAUCAUCCAUUUGAAUUCGGGCAACGAACUCUGUUAGCACAUUUUCGAAUGAACAACUCACAACCAGUGCAUUCCCAAUUUAUACAAAAACCCGUAUUUGCAGCUUUGGGUAUGCUUUCGAAACUAGCACCAGUUGCUGCCGAUAUUGAAGUAAUUACAUUGAGUAGUCCAAACGAUGUAUUAUGGCUUUUAAAAACACGUUCCACCGGCAAUAAACCCUUGUACGUAAGUUGGCUGCUUCUACCUCGAGAGAAUACAGAAAAACUGAACAAUUUCACACUUCAUCGUCAAUUACCUUUCAAGUUAUGCUCUGUAGAGACUUUCGCGUAUGUGGUAGAAUUACUAGAACAAGAAAAAACAGAUCCAGCAUAUAUUUGGCGAACUCAAGCUGGAUCAAGACCCUUUCCGGACGCAAUAGAGCGUGCAGCGAUGCGGCACGCUCAAACUCCUCGAUUACAAGCUUCUGGUUUGUUACUGAUGCCUGAAUUUAGUUUAAAUAUUAGUGGCCUACAGCUUCCAUGGAUAUUAUUACUUCGCGUUUGUUCUAAUUUGUCGCCCGUGCUGAAGCAACCCCAACCACCAACAAUUACAAAAAUAACAAUUGGCGAAAUAUUUAUUUCUUGGCGUGAAGCUGCUAACACCACUAAUUGCCUCAAAACCUAUGAAGUUUGGUUUCAAGUAAAUCAGACUGCAGAAUGGAGUUUUAUAAGUGAAAACUGGCAUUUGCCUUAUCCAUCAUUUCAAUAUGCUCCUAUUAACGCCUGUGUUAACGGAUUCUUUAAAAUCCGCGCCAUUGACUUCUUUAAUAGAAAAAGCAAUUUUUCCGAUACAAUCGAAUAUAUUGAAAUGAGUGUUUAGUUGUAAAUAUUACAUUUAGUAAAAACAAAUUGUAAGAAUUGUAAAAGAAAAUGA